Coregonus clupeaformis (lake whitefish) is the source of this 1218-nucleotide messenger RNA. RefSeq names its product tumor necrosis factor receptor superfamily member 27-like. The coding region runs from base 1 to 1218 and encodes 405 amino acids. The transcript is spliced from 9 exons. Gene Ontology annotation, biological process: positive regulation of JNK cascade; positive regulation of canonical NF-kappaB signal transduction. Gene Ontology annotation, cellular component: plasma membrane. Lineage: Eukaryota; Metazoa; Chordata; Actinopteri; Salmoniformes; Salmonidae. Gene Ontology annotation, molecular function: signaling receptor activity; protein binding. The record is from RefSeq and is a predicted model, not a curated record.
AUGGAGGGUCUGUCUAUGGAGGCCAGUGUUUCUGCAGCUCUGCUGAUGGCAUCCUGUCUGCUGGCACUGUCUCAGCCCAGCUGUGAUCAGACCCAGUUUCUGCACUCUAAUGGCAGUUGUGUGGACUGUCCUGUCUGUGGACCUGGGGAGCAGCUAACAGACGACUGUGGCUAUGGGGAUAGGGGAGAGGGCAGCCGCUGUGUGGUCUGUCCAGAGGGGCAGUUCAGUGCUGAGACUGGGUUGGCCCCCUGCUGGCAGUGCACUCGUUGUAUUCUGCUAAACCGCCAAGAGAGAGCAGUGUGCUCACCCACCAACAAUGCCCAGUGUGGCAACUGCCUCCAAGGGUAUUAUAAGCUCAGAAGUAGGAGUGGGGAGGUGGACCUGUCGUGCAUGCCCUGUUACAGCCCCACAGGCAAGGUCCGGAAAGAGUGUUUACCUCUGCAGUCGAAACACACCUCCACAGCAGUGACGCUGGAUACGGUCCAAGUCUCCAUGGCUCUUAUUGGUUCAGUGACUGCCGCCUCAAUCUUCCUACUGCUUCUGUUGCUUUGGGCCUUACUACUGAUCAUUGAGAGAUUCAAACAGGUUCCAAAGUACUGUCCUGAAGGUCUACAUUCUGAAGCAGACACAGCCUUCCCACGGAAUACACUCCUCUCCUACACCACAGAGACUGGAGAGAUACCACCAGUACCCCCCUCAGAGAGUCCUGGACCAACCCAGGACGCCCACCACAGAUGCCUAAGCUCACUGAGCCAUGAGGGUGAAGUGCAUCCCACCUCUAUUGUCAUCAAUGUCACCACCAACAUCAAGCCCUCCCCUCAACAUAGAGGUGAAGACAGCCCCUGGGAGGAUCAGAGAGGACUCUGUCACACACCAGAGGAGAUGGAACAAAAACUGCUGGAAAUCUGCACAGUUGCUCAAGGUCAAAGUCUGGAGGAGCUAAACUAUGACACAGUCCAGGACCUGUCUCUGCUGCUGGACUCAGGGGGCCAUGGCCGGGGCAGCGGGGUGAGAAGGCUGGGCUAUUCCCUGGGUGUCCCUCCUGAGGUCCUUUCUAACCUCCAUGGCUUCCAGGAUCUCUUCCAGUACCUGCGCACCUCCACCUACAUCCUACUGCCCCAACUGGCCCAAGCCGCCGCCCUCCUGCAACACCCUGAAGUCGUUGCUAGGAUACAUCGUGGUCUGGUGGCCAAUCACACAGAGACAUCCAGGCCCUAG